AUGCCGUCGAGGCAGACAGUUCCAGUGCGCUCCGCUGUUUUGCAGUCGGAACGUUCAGGACGCGAUGGUGCUGUCAUGCCGCGACAAGGUUUGGCGACUUCUGUCAAGUCCGAGGUGACCUGUGACAGUGCAAACGAACAAAGUGGGAGGGCGCCUUGUCCCAGAGGGGAUUAUGGCGAGAGAAUCUCGGCGCAGAUUCUCCACGCGAUUGAACAGAUUUCCGAACGAUCUCUUUCUGGGUCACUCGUUAGCAACUACGCGCUCCACCGGAACGCUCUGGAAGAAACUGCAGAAAAAUUGGACGAACUGACCAAUCCAGCGACGCGUCAUCCUGCGACAACCCGACCUGCUGCCGCAUCCAGGAGUUCAGCCGCUGCCGUUCGAACCGUGCCGUCGUCGACUUUUCCGUCCUUCCAACCGCGGCGUUCUGCCGCCUCACGCCCCAGGAGUGAGGAGCGCCCGCCCGCGGGAAACAGCGGAGGCAGCGACAGAGAAGAGGGCGCCAUGACCCGCACACACCACCGCGAGGCAUCCUCGGGGGAGUCGAGAAAUCUCCCGGUGCCCCGAACGUCAGAUGAUGUUGAACUUGUCAGCAGCGGCGAUCGACUCGACAACGCAGCUACACGGAAUGAUGCGCGGACUGAUGACGCCACUGCUAGCAGGGGUGCACGACACAGCUCGCGGGAGGCCCCUUCCCGUUCCGCCGACAGGGGUAACAGGAAGAAAACAACCGACAGCAGCCGGCCUGGGGAACCGGUUCCCCAGGUGGAUGCAGCUGCACAGCCCCCGGCCCCGAAAGCCAGAGACUCCCGUUCCCGCCGACCUGCUUCAACUGCUCUGGCCGACGACUCUCGUCGAUCACGGGAAUCGGGGCCGCUCAAACGCCUCCGAGGCCCGAACGGUCGGUUCCUCAAGCGGCCUCCCGGUGGGCGGUCGGCGGCCUUGAGGACCCGAGUGCGGGGCGAUUCGGCAAGCGGCAAACUCACGCCGAGCCGUCCAGCUCAUCCCGCGGGAUCCGCAGCCAGCACCGAAGGCGAACCGCGAGCCAGUGCCGCGCCGGCCGGAGCCGACCGCGCGCCGCCGAAGCCUGCUGGCGUCGACGGUAAGACAGGCCGGAGAGCGGCAAGCAGCGCACGUUCUGAGACGUCAGAUACUCCUGUUGUGGAGACGACAACCCUUGACUCGACUGGGUCAGCGGGCGUGCGUGCCGGGUCCUCUCGUGCGCUCCAGGGAUUUGAUUCAACGCGAUCCACGGCAGAUCCACGCGUCCGUAGUUCGCGCGCAACCGAGAGUGCCCCUGUGUCGGACGAAGUGUCUGUACAGCCAGCGGCCGAGGAAAACCCCGGACCUGCAGAAGCCGCUCGAAUAGUUGAGGCGAUCUGCCGGGCUGUUUGUGCUCUCCAAGAUCUCCGUGCGGACCCGAGUGAGACGAGCGGACAGCCUGAAGGCGGCGGAGGCUUUUGGGGCUGUCUCUGUGUUGGCUGGGGGACUCCUCCGCCCAGCGUUUCACCUGGCUUCAUGACGCAGGCACAGUGCUCCUCCAGGUUUCAGUGGAACAUAGGACGCGCACCCUCGGCUUCGGGGCCUUCCACAGGCGUGCCGCCUACGGCAGGUGAACCGUCUGUCGCUCUCUCCUCAUCUUUGACGCCGAGUUCUUGCUCGAGCGCGACCGACGUGACUCCCUUUGACUCGACGGCCGCCCCCACCGUUGGAGACUUUGAACGGGCAUGCAGUACAAGCAGUUCCGUCGGCGACGUCAGUCCCAGCCGUCGGGCGUCCGUGGAGCCCGCGUCGUGUUCUGAUCAGACUCGACCUCAAGAAGACACGAUUCGCGAACUCGAGCAAUGGCUACGGCUCCUGCGUGCUCCUUUGUUACCCGUUGCCGAAAAAUAA
Messenger RNA from Neospora caninum, 1893 nucleotides. RefSeq lists its product as hypothetical. The record is from RefSeq and is a predicted model, not a curated record. Lineage: Eukaryota; Apicomplexa; Conoidasida; Eucoccidiorida; Sarcocystidae. The transcript has a single exon. The coding region runs from base 1 to 1893 and encodes 630 amino acids.